Molecule: messenger RNA, 3136 nt
Organism: Morchella sextelata
Lineage: Eukaryota; Fungi; Ascomycota; Pezizomycetes; Pezizales; Morchellaceae
Exons: 2
Biological process (GO): DNA integration
Molecular function (GO): nucleic acid binding
Source: RefSeq, a predicted model, not a curated record
AUGAAAAGAAAAAGGCAGGAAGGGAGAGCGUCCCAACCAGAGAAAAAACAGAAAAUUUUGGAGGAACCUAUUCACGGUCCUCGACCUAUCGUUAAUCAGUUCCUUUGUUUUGCGGAAAGAUGUUUACCUUGUAAGGUGUUGUUGGAUACUGGUGCAACUGGUCCUGGUUUGUCUGCUGUUUUUGUUGAUAGUUUUGAGGUCCCGAAGGUGAAACGACACGUCCCGGCCCGGGUAUUUGGAUUUACGGGUGAAAUUAUGAAGGGCACGGGACACGCCUUUACACAACCAUUAAUUAUAAUGUCAAGGGGGCAUCAAACACAGUUGUCAUUCGAGAUCGCCCCUCUCCCGGUUGGCAUUGAUGCAAUAUUACCGAACUGGUGGUUGAAAGAACACAAGCCGGUUAUAGGGGCAAAUGGGGAAGUUUCCUACGAUGGUGAGAACUGCAAGAGUCGAUGCUUCACUGACAAGGAACCUCAAAUAGAAAUGGAUAAGGGUGUACUAGACGAUCCGGAGGCCCAAUUCAUCGGUAGCAUCUGCCUACUGGAGGAUGAAUCGAUCAACCUCCGCGAGACUCUUCCCUCUUGGCUCCAUGGGUUCCUUAAAGUCUUCCUACCAUCGGAAGCAGACAAACUACCACCUCAUCGAUCCUACGACCAUGCGAUAGAUCUCGAACCAGGAAAGCAGCCACCAUGGGGACCCCUUUACUCCCUAUCCGAAGUCGAACUGAAGGUGCUUCGGGAGUACCUGGAUAAAAUGUUACGAUUGGGAAAGAUUAGGCUGAGCAAAUCCCCAGCAGGAGCCCCAAUCCUAUUUGUGAAGAAGAAGGACGGUACUCUGCGACUUUGCGUAGACUACCGUGGACUUAACCGUGUGUCCAUCAAGAACAGGUAUCCUCUACCGCUUAUGGACGAACUACGAGAUCGAGUAGUAGGCGCGGUUAUCUUCUCGAAGAUUGACCUGAAGGAAGGUUACAACCUCAUCAGGAUCAAAGACGGCGACGAGUGGAAGACAGCAUUCCGUACGCGGUACGGGCAUUUUGAGUACCUCGUCAUGCCUUUUGGGCUGGCAAAUGCGCCGGCGACCUUCCAGAAUAUGAUGAAUGAUGCGCUGAGGGAAUUCUUGGAUCAAGGUGUCGUAGUAUACCUUGAUGACAUCCUAAUAUAUAGCAAGUCUCGAGAGGAGCACAGAGAGUUGGUCGGUAAAGUCCUUAGUAGGCUACAAGAAUACAACCUGGUCGCCAACCCGAAGAAAUCGUUCUUCGAGCUCACCGAAAUCGAGUUCCUCGGAUACAUCCUUGCCCCAGCAGGUGUCACCAUGGCACUGGAUAAGGUUAUGUCUGUUAUGAAUUGGCAAGCCCCGCGCAGCGUUAAGGAAGUACAGAUCUUUAUGGGCUUUGCCAACUUCUACAGAAGGUUUAUCCACAAUUUCUCCGGGGUCUGUAAACCCAUUACCGAUUGUCUCAGGGGUGAUGCUAAGAACUUUGUCUGGUCUAUGACGGCGCAAGCAGCCUUCAAAAAACUCAAAACCCUGUUUACGUCUGCGCCGAUCUUGGUACACUUUUCUCCAGAUCGCCAGACUAUCGUGGAAACGGACACAAGUGAUUUUGCUAUCGCCGCAAUUCUAUCCCAGGUUAUUGACGGAAAGACUCACCCUGUUGCCUUUUAUUCUCGAAAACUUAACCCAGCGGAACUCAACUACGACGUCUGGGAUAAGGAGAUGCUAGGAAUUGUUCGAACGGUCCUCGUCUAUACGGAUCACAAGAACUUAGAGUACUUCUCUACGACCAAGGUUCUUAACCGACGACAGGCAAGGUGGGCUGAGUCUUUGGCGGAAUUUGACUUCAAGAUUAUCUACUGCCCGGGAACCAAAAAUGGGAAGGCAGAUGCACUAUCGCGAUGGCCGGAGUACCGUCCUGAAGGGGGAGGCACGCUUGGGAAACAGCUGAUAGACAGGUUCUUUAAGCCCGGACAGUUGGCGGAGGAAGAGUUUGUGGUAUCAGCGGUGUCCCUUGCCUCCAAGGGGGUGAUUGACUGGUCGAAGAAUUUUCUGGAUCAUGUCAGGCAGGCGGCAUCGGGAGACCCGAUAUGGGUAGGAAUGAAAGAGAGAGUUGAGCAAGGGGAGAAGCUGGGGGAACCGAAGGAUAUUGCUGAGAAAGACGGGCUACUUUUCUAUAAGAACCGACUUUAUAUUCCGGCAGACGACCGCAUCAAGAUCCGAAUCGCACAAGCAGAACAUGACUCGAAGGUGGCAGGACACUUUGGACAAGACAAAACUUUGCAACUUAUCACGCGCAACUUCUAUUGGCCAAAAAUGAACGAGUGGAUUGCUAAUUACGUUCGGUCAUGUGACGAGUGUCAGUGCAACAAACCCAGCCGCCACAAGAAAUAUGCUGCGCUUCUUUCACUGUCCACACCACAUUCUGUCUGGCAAUCGAUAUCAAUGGACUUUCUCGUACAGUUACCGGAAUCAAAAGGAUAUAAUCAAAUCUGGGUAGUAGUCGAUAGGUUCUCGAAGAUGUCGCACUUCAUCCCACUAGUAGCAGAAACGACCGCGCAGGAUUUAGCGAAGAUAUUCCUCGGUCAAAUCUGGCGACUCCAUGGGCUGCCUCUUGAUAUAGUUUCCGACAGGGACGCCAAGUUUACUUCGAGCUUUUGGGCAUCCCUUAUGGAAUUAUUGGACGUGAGGAUAAGAAUGAGUACGGCUUUCCACCCUCAGACCGAUGGGCAAACAGAGCGGGUCAACCAAACCCUCGAGCACUACUUACGAGCAUUCUGCAACCACGAACAAGAUGAUUGGGCAGAGCUACUCCCGUUGGCGGAGUAUGCUUACAACAACUCGGUUACCACCGCCACGGGUCAAUCUCCGUUCUACACCAAUUACGGGUACAACUCAAUAACCAACUGGCCGACUGAAGCUGAAGUGGUCAACCCAACCAGUGACCUGUACGCUCACUUCAUCCGAGGAGUUCACGAUUCUGCUCUCGCUCGCUUAACAGACACCAGGGAGAAGAUGGGGAAAUACUAUGAUCGGAAAAGGGACGAAUCGCCUAACUUCAAGGUGGGAGACAUGGUUAUGCUUAAUGCAACCAAUAUCAAGACACGUCGCUCCACCGAGAAACUCGAUCAUAAGAAGCUCG